AUGCAGGAUGAGUUAUUAGAAAAGGCAAUCCCUCUUUCAGAGUACAAUGCACAGUUGGAAUCCCUAGGAGCCAAGCCCCCGUCUGCAGCCUCAGAAGGCGCGAAUGGGCGAAGACUGGACGAAGCAGCGGAUGAUUAUUAUAUGAACGAACAAAACAUGUACAGCUUUAGUGGGUACUCUCUCAAGUAUGCCAAAUGCCAACCAAUUCAACAGUUCUCUGAGGAAGCCCUUGAAGCAGGGGAAUACUCUCCAAUGGUAACACAGGAUGUUGUCAUUCUUCGGCUGUGUCCGUACAAGUCUUGUUCUUCCAGUCGGCAGUACGGCUGUCAUUACAACUACGCCGAGUAUGCCAUUGGCCUCUACGACUACAUUCGAAUCAUGCUGCGCUACAAGGCAGACAAGAAAGAAAGUCUCUGUGAAUGGUGUGCGGAAUGCCUAAACAAUAACAACAACCGUCGAAGACUGGAAGAGGACGGACAACAAGAAGAACAGCAAGACGGUGAUGAAGAGCAAGACGACAACAACCAGAAUGAUAACAAUAAUGCACAAAACAACAACGGUGGUGAUGACUUCUACAAGUACGAUGGUGAUGACGACGCCUACCAGAACAACAAUAACAACAAUGACGAUGGCGGAAACCAGAAUGAUUACUACUACGAUGAGAAUGAUGAGUGCUACUCAUACGGAUCCUACUGUGAAAACUACUACUAUGACUGCCAAGACAAUGAUAACCAACAGCAGCAGAACUAUUACCAAGAUGACUACGCUUACUACCAACAGCAAAAGUACAUCGACGAGGAUGAGUACUUUGAUUAUCUGGGAUGUACUGAGCUAGCCGACCAAUACGGAGGAAUUUACUUUGUGCGACCCACUUGUGAUACAUCCCAAGAAAAGAUCACAUUUGCUGUCUACUACGACGAAUACUGCUCCCAAUCAGCGGCGAAUCGAGUCAACAUGGAUAGCUUCGAGAUUGCCUUUGACGAAGGUGUCUUUGAAGAACUCAACGAAGGCGCUUGCUUUGAUUGUUCCGAAAGUAACUACCCCCCUGGUUUCAAUGCCAACAGCUACAUGUGCAACAUGAUUCACGAUGUAGCCGCCGAUUGUACCACCAACAUGGUCUACGACCUCUUUGACGGUCAACAGAGUGAUUCCACCGAGUGUUCCUUCAUUGAGAGUAUCCGAUUUGGAACUUACGAUUCAAACGGAGAGAUUGCAAUGGAAGCAACCGAAGACGCCGAGGAAGUUGUGACCGAUCUCCAGAAGGCUGGCCUUGUACUCUCUGCCUUUGUCUGUGCUGUCUUUGUCGUUUAUGCUUGCUACUUGCACCACUCCAUGACCAACCUUCUCAUCAAGUCUCUGAGUCACCGAGAAUUGUUGCCGCCCUCGAGGCACAGCAAACGCCGCAGUCCAAGUAAGCCCAAGCGCAGACGAUCAUCGAAAGGCUCAAAAGGAAGCCGACGCGAUGAAGACGACGACGACGAGUGGGAUCGUAGCAAGCCUCUGCGGUCGCCAGUUUAG
This is a messenger RNA of Seminavis robusta, 1518 nucleotides long. Lineage: Eukaryota; Bacillariophyta; Bacillariophyceae; Naviculales; Naviculaceae. The record is from the annotation of a GenBank genome assembly.